AUGGCUAAGCUACUAGGUCCUGGGACAAAUACGAGGAGUUUCAUAUUGAUCUGCCUGUUGGUGCUAUCGUUGCUGAUAUGUGGAACAUUGGCUGCACCCGGCGACCCUCCUUAUCAGCAGGUAAAGCCAGACUUGGGGCCUAACGCUCCUACCUCGGAUGUGGAUCGAAAGAAAGCAGAAGAAGAAUAUACACCCGUGCCGUCAGAUAACUUCCAGCCCUUGGCCGAUAAAAUGAAAUUCCACAAGUUCCAUGGAGGCACUCAAGGUUGGAGGGCCUUUGCGAAUAACGUCCCCAAGCCUAGCGAAGAUGAUAUGAGGAUCCAUCGUAACCAAGCUUACGAUAAGGUUCAAGCGGACGCCGACGAUAGGAAGAUGGAAGAAAAGGACAGACCAGGAACCAUUGGUGCUCACUGGUAUCCUGAUCCUGAUAGCACAGCUAGCCCCCAGCUGGGAUCACUCGUCUUGGCAACCAGCUACAAGGAUGACCAAGUGGCAAAGUCGAGAGCCAGAAACAAUGCGAGAAGAAGGGGAGGUGAAGCAAAGCCACCAGUCAACGCUGAGACCCAAAAAUACAUAGAUGCCCAUUGCAAAGGGGGUCAUCGCACGGGAGGACGUUGCCAGGAAAUAGCCAACAUGGCCUAUGCCGGUGGCAACAUGGACAUCGAAACCUUCGGUGAUCCUGAAGGAGCCCUGGUGUCCGUGAAAGGACAUGGCAAAGAAAAGGAUUUGAUCAGCCUACCUUGCAAGGGGGGGGCAAAUGCACCUGGAUGCGAGGACUAUAUGCAUCCAUCAACUACUGUUAUCACGGGAGGGGAGUAUGCUGGAGGGGUGGGACGCCCUAGUGACUGUGGAGGGGGGUCGCAAUUUGGGAAACGAAGCGGCGAAUCGUGUUCCAUCCGCCCGAAAGCGAAAAUCGCGACCGACGCAGAAAAGAAAAAGCCUAGCUCUGAUUCAACAAGAGCAAAGGGUCAGGCGGUCCAUGCCAAGGACGACAAGAAUUUGUCAUCCAAGAGCAGCAAAGAGAACCCAAAUAAAAGCCCCAACGGCAACAAGAGUACGCCAGAUAAGAACCGAAAGGAUAUCAAAACGAGCUUACCCAAGGCGGGCAAAGCCAAGAAGAAUGCUGGAGCCAAAAACGAUCGCAAGCUCCCAGGGAAGAGCAAUAAGAGCAGCACGAAGAAGGGCAAAAAGGGCACAAACGUGGCCAAGCACAACAACAAAAAGAAACCCUCACUCAAAAGCCAAAAAAGCAAAAGCAUGAAAUUCUCUAACAAGAAAAAGGGCAAUAAAAAGGCCUUAUCUAAAGGGAAAACGAGUAACAAGAACGUCGCCAAGAAGUCAAAGGGAGUUUCUACAGGCAGCAAGAAGAACAAGAAGGCUCCAGCAAAAGGCAAUAGAAAGAGUCUGGCCAAGAGCAAACCGAGCCUCAAGACUAGCAAGGGCAACAAGAAAGCUUCUAAUAAGCAGAAGCCCACAAGAAAAACAAUUUCGAAGUCACCAGCUCCAAAAAGAGGAUCAUCUCUGAAAAAGACAUCCUCAAGGAAGUCGGCAGCCAAACAUUCAGCUUUGCGAAAGGGAACGUCCAACAAGCCAAUUGUCAAGAAGGCGGGGUUGAAGAAUCUAUCAUCAAAGGGAGCAAAAGCUAAUAAGAAGUCAUCUCCCAAGAAGACAUCAUCUCGAAAGAAUGUGUCAUCUAAGAAACAAAGUACGAAGAAGCCUGCAACUAAGCGACCAGGAUCAAAGCAACAGGCAACCGGGAAGGCAACAAAAAAGAAAGCAGCAUCGAAGAAGCCAUCGCCGCUGAAAAAGACACCACCCUCAACAAAAGCAGGAUCAAAGAAAUCAAGCCCCAAGAAGACGGCAUCCAAGAAGCCGACUUCUAAUAAAACACCAUCCAGAAAGAUAACGCCUAAGAAACCGACUUCUAAGAAACUAACAUCUAAGAAGGUAACGCCUAAGAAAACAGCACCCAACAGACCGACUUCAAAGAGACCAACACCCAAGAAGACAACGCCUAAGAAAACAGCAUCCAAGAAGCCGACUUCAAAGAAACCAGCAUCCAAGCGACCGUCAGGAAAGAAGUCAGUGAAGAGUCCAAAAACUCUGAAAAAACCAUCAUCGUCAAAAAAUGCGGCCAAUAAGAAGUCAGUUGCCACAAAGCUGGCGCAAAGACCAGCAACGCUCAAGAAAAACACACCGAAGAAAUCAUCAACUCCUAAAAAGGCGGCAGCUAAGAAGCCAACAUCGCCUACGAGGAAGACUAGCGUAAAAACAACCCAAAAGAAGUCGCCAUCGCCGAAAAAGCCAAGUGUCCAGAAGGCAGCAACGAAGAAGUCAUUGCCAAAGAAAGCGGCACCCCUAAAGAAAGCAACACCCAAGAAAGCAGCACCCAAGAAAGCAGCACCCAAGAAAGCAUCACCUAAGAAAGCAUCACCUAAGAAAGCAUUACCUAAGAAAGCAGUACCUCCAAAGAAGGCAGCACCUCCAAAGAAGGCAGCACCUCCAAAGAAGGCAGCACCUCCAAAGAAGGCAGCACCUCCAAAGAAAAAGGGGAAAUAG
This is a messenger RNA of Clonostachys byssicola, 2559 nucleotides long. Lineage: Eukaryota; Fungi; Ascomycota; Sordariomycetes; Hypocreales; Bionectriaceae. The record is from the annotation of a GenBank genome assembly.